This is a messenger RNA of Oryctolagus cuniculus (rabbit), 5450 nucleotides long. Lineage: Eukaryota; Metazoa; Chordata; Mammalia; Lagomorpha; Leporidae. The record is from RefSeq and is a predicted model, not a curated record.
UUAGAACGCAGGCUCUGGCAGUUACCAUAGGAGCUGUGGCUGGGCAGAGGGCACCUGGAGCUCCCCUGGGACCUUCCACCUCCAAAGCAGUUGACACUAUGUGUCCAGGGCUGGGUGGCAGAGUCUCGGGAUACCUUGUGACUGCCACGGCGGCCCAGGAUGGAGAAGGACAACCCCUCUGAGUUAGCGACUCCCCCAUCUGUGAAAGCCAUCAUCUCCAGGAUUGAGACGGCGCAGCUGAUGCGGGCUCAAGAGGACAUUGCCAGCCAGCUCUCGGGCAUCCUGGGCAACGUUAACUGUGCCAUCAACCGCUUCCAGGAAGCACUGGGCUAUGAUUUGAAAGAAAAGGCCGACCCUCGCCAGUCAGACCAGAAGAGCAAGGAGAGAUUCACCUUGCUGGAGAAGCUCGCCUCCUUCUCCAGUGGCGCUAAGGCGAAAGAGCAGCAUCUGUGUGAAAUUCGCCGCUGGCUGGCUGACUGGGGUGAAAGUCUCACCUAUGAGAUUAGGAGCAGGGAGAGCGAGGAGGAAGAGGAAGUCGUGGACGAAUGGAUUGAGGUGAUGGAGAAAGUGUUGCCUCUCUCCCUCAUUGCCACCAAGGGAGGCAUUGAGUCUCUCAUCUCGCUCUGCUCCACCCUCAUCGAAGAGCAAAGGAAAAAGACACAAAUAUCCAGACACACCUUUUGGCGGGGCUGGUGGGACAUUAGCUCCCCCAAAUCGACAGCUCACCGUCAGCCCCUAAGCCCGGAGCAGAUGCUGCAGGAUAGGCACACCACCUGCACGAGGGUCUCGGAGGUGACGAGCAUGCUGCAGGAGCUCCUGGACUCGGCCAUGUUCAGCAGGGGCGAGGUCAAGGCCAUCAGGUACAUGUCAGCCACCGUGGAGAACCUCAGCAAGGCCUUGAUGCUGCAGCACAAGGAGAACAGGAGCCUGGAGAGCAAAUGCCAGUGCCUGCAGGCGGAGAUGACCAGGGAGCUCAGCCGCCAGAGGCUGCACUUCCAGAGGGCCACUGAGGCCCUAGAGAGCAAGCGGGACGCCCUGCUGAAGAAGGUCAAAGUCCUGCAGGAGAGGCACCGUGACCUCCUCCUGACAAAGCAUGCCCUAGCGUUCCAGCUGGAGAAGCUGCAAGCGGCCAGAGGUCAAGCAGGAGACCUGCCCCAGGUCCUCGCUGAGUCCCCGGGCCCCUUAGAGAAAGAAAGCUCCCCAAAGGACAGACGGCUCAUGGAGGAAACCCACCCAGAAGCGCAGAAGAGGGAGCAGGUGUCUUCCCCAGCUUUCUCUAGUCCGGUGACCCUGGCCUGGGACGGUGGGGCCAUGCCCCCAGCACAUCAGCCGCUGUCCACCAUGACCAUGCAUUCGAGGGUCGCGGAUGUGUUCAACAGCAAGGACACAGAGGGCCUGGAGCCCCCACUGAUCUCCUCCUUGGAUCACAAGCUUCCUAAGAAGCAGGAAAGCCUGGGGCCGGGAGCUGGAGACCGCAGGGACCACUUCGAGGAGAAGGGGGGCCUCCACGUGAAGUCUCGUUCGGGGAGGAGCUCCAGCAAGGCUCCCCCUGAGAGCCAGGGCGGGUGCUUGGAGGAGGAGCUCAGCAGGGAGAAGCAGAGGCCGCCGGAGGAGGAGUGGGAGGAGGAGACAGGGCUACCGCUGCAGGAGUGGCCAGCGCGGGAGCAGCUGCAGCCAUGGGAGAUGGAGUGGACAGCCAGGGGGCAGCCUCAGAGGUCCCAGAAGCAGCCAGAGAGCCCGAGGAGGGGGCUGGGGCAGCCACUGGAGGACGUGGACAGGACGGUCUGCACGACCACCAGUCAGCGGAGGAACAAGAAGGCAGAGCCAUUGCCAGCGCCUCCCCCGAGUUGGGCCCGAUCUGCUUGCCAAGGCAGGAGGCCACACUUGCCCAGGUCCCCCAGCACCCGGCAGCCCAGGACCAUGGGUGCAGUGGAGUUUACUCAGAAGCCCUGGGCCUGCAGGGUCCCCAUGGAGCCCAAGAAGUCUGCCUCCUUCCCCAUCACCGGGACGCCCGUCCGGAGGGUGGCCCAGCCCUCUCGGCAGAGGUCCCUGGGCACUCUGAGGGAGAAGACAUUCCACCUGGACACGGAGGCCCAGCGGAAGAACCUGCAGCUCCUGAGGGAGGCGUCGGGGUUGGGGCUGCCCCACCACCUGCACAGCAAGGCGUCGGAGCUCAUCGCCGCCACCCUGGAGCUGGGCGUGCUCAGGCUACAGUGCUUAUGCCACAAGUAUAUCCUCUACCGGCGCUUCCAGGGCCUGCGACUGGAAGUGAUGAGCCGCCUGCUAGCCUCGCGAGAAUCCGGGGCUGCCUCCGAGGCUCAGAACCUCUGUGGCUUGCUGGAGCGCAUGGACCGGCGGCAGAGCCUCCAGCUGCGGGCCUGGGCCGACAGGCAGAAAGGCCUGGAGGAGAAGCGCCAGGAGUGCCUGAGCAGCAUGGUGACCAUAUUCCCCAAGAGUGACAGCAAGGCAGAGAAAGAGAGAAGAGAGAGGCCUUUCAUCUUCUGGUUCACUCCCUAAAUGGCCACAACAGCCAGAGCUGUGCCGAUCCAAAGCCAGGAGCUUCUUCUGGGUCUUCCACGCAGGUGCAGGGGCCCAAGGACUUGGGCCACCUUCUACUGCUUUCCCAGGCCACAGCAGAGAGCCGGAUCAGAAGUGGAGCAGCGGAAACUUGAACCGGUGCCCGUAUGGGAUGCUGGCACUGCGGGCGGCAGCUUUACCUGCUACCACAAGCACCACUCCCACACCCCCAACAUGGUUUUGCUUUGCAUUUUCUUGAUCUUGUUAAGUGCCUUUUGGCCAUUUUUACAUCAUCUUGCAAUAAAUGUCUGUUCAGGUCCUUUGCCCAUUUUUAAAGGUGGGUCAUAUGUUUUCUUGCAAUUGAGUUGUAAAGCUCUUCUUAGACUAAUAAAACUUCCCUUGCCUUUUCCCGGUGUUAACAAGAAGGAUGAAGGCAGUGGCAACAUCUGCACAUUCUUCUCCGCCCACACUUCCUGUUAUUUUUAACACAGGGUGUACUAUAAUAGGGAUUUGCGGACAGCAGUGUGUCUUGCGUGGCAGCAAGAUGACAAGAUCCCCAUACUCUGUGAUGGUAGGAAAGGGAUUUAUUUGCUAGCUACACAGAGGGAGCCCCUGGCCAACUGGAAUGUACUUGGACUUUUCUCAGAAAUAUCAACAUUUAAAACAUCAGACGAGAGUCAUUGCAGGCAUCACAUACGGAACACUCUAGGUAUGGUAAGAUUAUCUUUUUUUAAGAUUUAUUUAUUUGAAAGGCAGAGUUAAAGAGAGAGAGAGAGAGAGAGAGGUCUUCUAUCCACGGUUCACUCCCCAAAUAGCUGUUAACAGCCAGGGCUUGGGCCAGGCUGAAGCCAGGAGCUAGGAGCUUCAUCCAGGUCUCCCAGAUGGGAGCUGGGACCCAAGCACUUGGGCCAUCUUUUGAGGCUUUCCCAGGCCAUUAGCAGGGAGCUGGAUCAGAAGUGGAGCAGCCAGGAACCAAACCUGUACCCGUACGGGAUGCCGGCCUCUCGGGCAGUGGCUUUACCCACUACACCACAAUGCCAGCCCCGGGAAGAUUAUCUUAAGGACUCUGUUUAUCCCAAAGGGCUUGGGAUGACUGCCAAGGUCACCCAGAGGGCAAGAUGGUGGUUAUGACAAAGAGAGCUACAUGGAUCCCUACAUAUAGGAGCAAAUAUUUGAAAAUUAUAUAUUUGGCAGAUGUAUUAAAAAUUCCUACACAUCAAUAACAAGAGCAAAUAACUCCAUUUAAAAAUGGGGAAAUGACGUGAAAAGGUAUUUCUCCAGGCACACAAAUGUACACAGCACAAAAAAAGAUAUUCCAGUGAUCAUUACCAAAAUGAAACUCAGUAAUGCAAUGAGAUUCCACUUCAUACCCAAUUGGAUAGCUGCUACCCAAAAGAGAAAAAACAGGCUGGCAUUGUGGCAUAGCAGGUAAAGCUACUACCUACAACGCUGGCAUCCCAUAUGGACACCAGUUCGAUUCUUGGCUGUUCCAUUCCGAUCCAGCUCCCUGCUAAUGGCCUGGGACAAGCAGUGAAGGACGGCCUGACUACUUGAGCCCCUGUUACCCACGUGGGAGACUCAGAGGAAGCUCCUGGCUCCUGGCUUUUGCUGGGUUCUUCUGUGGCCAUUGCAGCCAUCUAGGGAGUGAGCCAGUGGAUGGAAGACCUCUCUCUGUCUCCCUCUCCUUAUCUCUCUCUCUCUCUCUCUCUCUGUAAUUCUUUCAGAUAAAUAAACCUCUUUUAAAAAAGAAAUAAAAAACCAGAAACCAAAACUAAGUGUUGGUGAGGUUGUGGAUUGGCUACUUGUGCACUGUUGGUGGGAAUGUGAAAUAGCACAGGUACUGUGGAAAAUAAUUCCCCCAAAAUUAAAAAUAAAGGAUCCCAUAUGGUUUAGCAUUCCACUUCUGAGCACAAACUCAGAAAGAAUUGAAAGCAGAGUCCCAAACAGGUAACUCGUCUUUGUAGCAACGUCAUUCCCUAAAUUUUCCAGUGACCACCAGCAGAUGGAGCAUAAAGCAGCGUGGUAUAUACACACAUCCAGUGGAAUAGCGACACUCCGCCGAAAGGAAAGAAAUCCUGACACGUGCCACAGCGUAUGUGAGCUUGGAGGACAUUAUGCUGAUGAGAUCAGCCAGUCACAAAAAGGCAAAUACUAUAUGACUCCACUGUUAAGAGGUACCAAUUAGGGGGCCAGCACUGUGGCUCAGUAGGCUAGGCCUUUGCCUGCGGUGCCAGCAUCCCAUAUGGGUGCCGGUUCAAGUACUGGCUGCUCCACUUCUGGUCCAGCUCCCUGCUAAUGGCCUGAGAAAGCAAUAGAAGAUGGCCCGAGUGUUUGGGUCCUGCACCCACAUGGGAGACCUGGAGAAGGCCCGGGCUCCUGGCUUCUGAUUCGCUCAGCUCCCUCCAUUGCGGCCAUUAGGGGAGUGAACCAGCAGAUGGGAGGCCUCUCUAACUCCGCCUUUCAAAUAAAUAAAUACUUCUUUAAAAAAAAAAAAGAAAGAAAGAAAAAGAGGUACCGAUAGGUACCAAUAGAUUCACAGAGAGAGUACAGGAGCGGUAGGGAAGGGACACAAGGAAUUCCUGUCUAGCAGGCAUAAGGCUUUAUGUUUGCAAGAAAAGAAGAGUUUUGGAGAUUAGUAAAAUGCUAAAAUUUCUCCCUUGUGGAAUCUCUGAUAUUUAUUGAGACUGGAGUUUUAUUUAAAGGAUCCCCCCACAUUCAUGAAGCAGGUAAACCUCCCUUCAUUAUGGAUUUUCUGGUGAUGAAUCAGGUGACCUGGGACUUUAAAAAUACAAUUAUUGGGGAGCUGGCGCUGUGGCACAGCAGGUUAAUGCCCUGGCCUGAAGUGCCAGCAUCCCAUAUGGGUGCCUGUUCAAGACCCGGCUGCUCCACUUCCAAUCCAGCUCUCUACUAUGCCCUGGGAAAGCAGUAGAAGA